AAGCCUAGCCUAUGAGCGAGACUACUAUAAGAUUGCCCUCUCUCUCAUCCUCUCUUCCUCUUUCUUUCCCUCUCUAAAACGCCGGCCCCAGCCCUUGGAUCCUCCCUCCCUCCUCUACCGCCCAUGGAUCCGCCGCCUCUCACCGCCGCUGCCGGCGGCGACUUGGCCGAUCCAUUUCCAAGCGCCAAGCUGCGACUAAUGUGUAGCUACGGCGGCCACAUAGUCCCGCGGCCCAACGACAAGUCGCUCUGCUAUGCCGGCGGCGACACCCGCAUCGUGGCCGUGGACCGCCGUAGCAUGGCGGGAAAUCUCUCCGCCCUUACGGCCCACCUCUCGCGCGCGCUCUACAACAACCGGCCGUUCCUUCUGAAAUACCAGCUGCCGAACGAAGACCUCGACUCGCUCAUCUCCAUCACCACCGAUGAGGAUCUCCAGAACAUGCUCGAAGAGCAUGACCGCUUGACGAGCUCCCCCAAGCCCGCCCGCAUCCGAUUGUUCCUGUUCCCCGCCAAGCCCGAAUCGGUCGGGUCGGUGCUCCUGGACCCGAAGGCCGAAUCCUGGUUUUGCGAUGCCCUCAAGAGCACCAAGAUCAUGCAGAGGGGGCAGUCUGCCGAUUCGGCUUUGGUUAACGGGUUGAUGGGACUCGACUGUGGGGCUCCGUCGGAUUCUUCCGUGGAGGGUCAGGUCGAGAGUUUGAAUAACAGCGGGGAGGCUCGCCAUGGCCUGGAUUUGUGUGCCGUGCCGGAAUCCAUGGUGUUGGAGACUAGUUCGUCUUUCGGGUCGACGAGUUCUUCGAUUUCUAUGUCCAAUUUGCCUCCGAUUGGGGUUCAUGGGGACGAUUCUGGUGCCAGUCUGCAGGACAAGAAGGUUAAAGUGCCCUCGCCGCGUUCAGUUGAAAGUGAUAACAGCAUUGGUUGCACUAUAUCAUAUCCACAGGCUGCAAUUUAUCAACAUCCAGCUGUUAAUGUUUCUUCUGGGGAGACCAUGGUUUCUUCUAGCUCCAUUGAAUCAGAUAACAUUAUUUGUGAUCGGGCAUCUGGACCUCAAAUGGUGAAAACUACUCAGGUUCCCUUUGCUCACGUACCCUUGCAAUCAGAGCAGACACAGCUCCAGCAAGAUGUUCGAUAUAUUCAGGCUGGUGUUCAUUAUAUGCCACAAUACUCUGCCAGCCCGGUGCCAGUCUCAUCUUACUAUCCCGUGUAUUAUCCGCCUCUGCAUCAGCAAGCACCUAGCACUUAUCAGCCAAAUCAGCCAUACCCUGUUUACGUACUGCCUGUUAGGUCAACACAAGCUUACAAUAUGUCCAUGCACUAUAAUUUAGUUGACUCUGCAACCACUGCUCCGAGUCAGCCCCAAAUGCAUCAACCUACUCCUAUAAUCACUCCUACAGUAGCUUAUAAGGAGGUCGUGGCAGCUGCUCCGCCUCCUGAAUUGGCCACAAAAGUUUACAGGGCAGCUACACCACCUCCUGAAUUGGCUACAAAAGUUUACAGGGCAGCUACGCCACCUCCUGAAUUGGCCGCAAAUGUUUAUAGGACAGUGGCGGGAGCAACCCCACUUGUGUAUGUACCUCCAAAUCAAAACCAGCAACCUUUGGUGGAUAUCUCUGAUAUGAAUCAUCCAUCGCAGCCUAUUGCCAAUGACAACAAAUAUGAGGACGACCUUGCUUAUUCUCAGAUAUACAAAACUCAGCCUUCUGAGCCUGCAUUCCUUUCACAGUACCAAACCGUGACUACUCCUGGAACAGUGCAGUUAACGGAGGCUUCAAAGUAGCCACAUGCUGAAAUUGCUAGACAGCUUACCGGGAAGGCACAGCCACAGCCGCAGUAAGCUGGAUCACUUUCAGGAUGUGGCAACCAUGACUAGGUGGAAAUACUGUUACUAGAAGCUUCAAAGCAGCAUGUUCUGGCUUCAUUGAGUGGCUCAACGCUAAUUCACAGCUGCAAUGAAGCCUUCUUGUCCUGACAGAAGCAAUUUUGCAGCACAUAUGUUUGCCCAUUUUACCUCUUCUUUUUCCAUGGUUCUUCAUUUGUUGUUUAUGUUGUGUGUCUGAAAAUACGCACCUGGAUUAUCUUUUUCUUUUUGGAUGUGUUUUGACUAUGUUCGUUUUCUGUGUUGGAACAUGGGUUGUCUGAGAUUAUAAAGUGAGAGUUGUAUACAACAAUACAAGUAUUUGUUUGUUUGUUAAAA
Messenger RNA from Diospyros lotus (date-plum), 2190 nucleotides. RefSeq lists its product as uncharacterized. NCBI's taxonomy places the organism in Eukaryota, Viridiplantae, Streptophyta, Magnoliopsida, Ericales, Ebenaceae. Bases 124 to 1773 code for a protein of 549 amino acids. Gene Ontology annotation, molecular function: protein binding. The record is from RefSeq and is a predicted model, not a curated record. The transcript is spliced from 2 exons.